AGAGAUGUUUCUGUCGCUGUAGCAGCCAUCAUUUCACUCAAUACAAGCCUAUGCUAAAAAGACAGAGAGGAGGUAUAGUCAUGGAUUUGCACGGGAAUACCGACUGAAAGGAACAUACUCGCUCCACUCCUUCGCCUAUGGUUUAUUUGCCGGCGUGUAUCCGUUGCAGGUGAUCGUAACUAGCAGCUGCUUUGACCUGGUUUCCCAGCAACCACUGGCAUAAAAAGUGGCCUUGGCCUCCUUAUUGGUGGAGGGGCAUAGGUGAAGGAGUGGACCCUGACUGCCCUCUUUCUCUGUUAUUUGCUUCGUUUUGUGAUAAGAGGGGGAGUAAAGUGCUAAUAAGACUACCCAGAGCAUGGGGCAGAAGGUUCCGGGAGGCAUAAAGACUGUGGACAUGCGGGACCCGGCGUUUCGGCCCCUCAAGCUAGAGCUGCAGGCCCUAGACUACACCAAGCCUUCCCGUCUGGAUAUGUUGUUAGACAUGCCAUCAGCCUUGCAGGAUGUCCAAGUGCAGCACUCGUGGAACAAUGAUGACCGGUCGCUUAACAUCUUUGUUAAAGAGGACAAUAAACUCAUAUUUCACCGGCACCCUGUAGCGCAGAGUACAGAUGCUAUCCGGGGCCGAGUGGGAUACACACGGGGACUGCAUGUGUGGGAGAUCAGCUGGGCCAUGCGCCAGCGGGGAACCCAUGCCGUUGUUGGUGUGGCGACGGGUGAAGCCCCGCUGCAUUCUGUAGGAUACACUGCACUUGUAGGAAACAAUAACGAGUCCUGGGGCUGGGACCUGGGACGUAACAAACUCUAUCAUGAUGGCAAGAAUCAGCCCAGUAGGACGUAUCCAGCUUUUCUUGAGCCUGAUGAGACCUUUAUCGUCCCAGACUCGUUUUUGGUGGUCCUGGACAUGGACGAGGGGACUUUAAGUUUUAUUGUUGACGGACAAUAUUUAGGGGUUGCUUUCAGAGGACUCAAAGGAAGGAAGCUAUACCCUGUAGUGAGUGCUGUGUGGGGACACUGUGAAAUCAGAAUCCGGUACAUCAAUGGACUUGAUCCUGAACCUCUGCCAUUAAUGGACCUCUGUAGGCGCUCAGUACGGAUCGCGUUGGGGAGAGAACGACUGAGUGAAAUCCAUGGACUGCCCUUACCUGCCUCCCUUAAGAACUACUUGCUCUACCAAUGAUUAUAGUAGUGCCUUUACAACCAUUCAAGGCAUAGCAUCCACCUCUGUUUCUCUCUGGGAUUAAUCUUCACUCUGGCAAGCCUGUUUCAUUACAUCUUUGGUUUGGUUUCAAUGCCAUUCUCGGUCAUUGGGUAUAGUACCAACAAUAUUUUUUUAUACAAAUCAGACCAAGGGUGUCUCAUGCUUGAUGCUUUCAGGAUCAAGUGUGGCAACGUCUCUCUUGCUUCGCUCAUUUACUGGAUAUCCACCCGAAUGCUUUCGCUGGAAUCCUGUGGCAGAUAUGAAAACAAGAACCCUUCUCUCUAAUCAUGGCUUAGUGAAACUUCAGCUGUUUGUCAAGGCCUUUUCCUUUUAUAAUUUUUUACUCCCUUUUUUUUUUUAUGAGAUGUUGGCACCUUUCUUGUAUCAUGUCAUUAAUUUGAGGGUCCAUAUAGUGACUCUUUGCAGGCAAUGCAAGAUACAUUACUUUCUCAACACCUUUAGGCUUAACAACCAGCAAGUUUUUAUGUUGAUUGACAUUUUUAUAUGAUUUUCAAUUGUCCUUCCCCUUGCGGUCAGUAUAAUAAUGUAGCUGAGUCAACUUCCGAUCUGUGGCCACGGUUAACAGGUCAGCAAGUUGAUGACACUCAAGGGAAGGCGAUGUCUUCCCCUGCUCACUCUUGGCAGGUUAAAAAUAGCCUGGUUUUAGCUGUAAGUCUGGCCUGGAAAAAGUCUUUGAUGUCUGUGAGGGGGGGAGUUGAGAGGCUAACAUUCAUGGAAACAAACACAGCUAGUGCGUUAUGCUAGCUUUUUUUAAUCUCUCGACAAGUCCCUCACCUCUGUUAACACUGCAAUAUCUGAAGUGCCUGGCUCAUGAUACUGGUAUAUUAAGAGAAAGCCAUGAUUUAAAGUCAUUUUUAUAUUAAAUUAAAGAUAGCAUCACUGUGAAACUAUGUAGCAUACAUUAAUCAAUAAGCGGUUGUAUAGCUUGCUUUCUGUAAUGGCCCCUAAAACCUGUGAACACCCUUCCCACAAUUACUUUUUGCCGGUUUUAUUAUUGAGGAGUGUUUGUUUUUAACCUGUUGAUGAUUUGAGAAAAGCAGGGAUUGAAUAGUGACACUGCUGUGUGGUGCCUUGUCUAUGACUUAAUGUUAAAAGUGGCACGCAGGCAAAUGUUGAUGUUUCUUGCUCUGUUAUUUUAAAGUCUUGAUGC
This is a messenger RNA of Rhinichthys klamathensis goyatoka, 2369 nucleotides long. RefSeq names its product splA/ryanodine receptor domain and SOCS box containing 1 (gene spsb1). The record is from RefSeq and is a predicted model, not a curated record. The transcript has 3 exons. Gene Ontology annotation, cellular component: SCF ubiquitin ligase complex. Gene Ontology annotation, biological process: proteasome-mediated ubiquitin-dependent protein catabolic process. NCBI's taxonomy places the organism in Eukaryota, Metazoa, Chordata, Actinopteri, Cypriniformes, Leuciscidae. Bases 356 to 1177 code for a protein of 273 amino acids. Gene Ontology annotation, molecular function: protein binding.